UUCUCUGUGUGUUUUGUUAGUCCGUCGGUGGAUACCGCUGAUGCAAUGGACCAGUUGAAGUUCGUGGAGGUAUUGAAGGCUACUCUUGAUCCUGUCCAAAACAAGCAAGCCAAUGAACAUCUCGAACAGGUACAUAAGAUUAUCGGCUUCGCACCUGAAUUGCUCAAAAUCGUUAUGUUAGCUGAUGUUCCUUUGCCUGUUCGUCAAGCUGGCGCCGUUUACCUUAAAAAUGAAAUUGGGAGGCAUUGGCCCCCUCCAAGUGAAGAUGAAGCAAAACCCGGCGAGCCGGUUGAGUACUCAAUUCAUGAGCAGGACAAGGGGCUGAUCAGAAAUUCGUUGAUCGAAGCAAUCGCUGCAUCACCAGAAGUCAUCAGAACGCAGCUAGCGAUGUGCUUUCACACCAUCAUUCGUUUCGACUUCCCUGGGAAGUGGCCUGAUAUUGUGGACAAAAUAGGAGUUUAUCUGGAGAAUCCUGAUGUGUCUUUUUGGCCGGGAACUCUAUUGGCUCUUUAUCAACUUUGCAAAGGAUUUGACCGAAAACUUGCGCUUAGGUUCAAACGAGGGGAUGAACGGAAACCCUUCCUUGAUGGCAUGAAGCGAUUGCUGCCAUUGCUUUUCCAGCGAUGCGUGGAACUUCAAGCCCAAAGCCUCAACCAAGACAUAGUCCUGAUUCAGAAGCAGAUUCUAAAAAUAUUUCAUUCGCUGAUCGAGUUCUCUUUGCCUGUUGCCGUCGUGACCAUUCCUGAAUUGACGCGGUAUGGCUUGCCGAAGAAGUGCAGCAAAGAGUACAACCACAUUGCCUCAUGGCAUAUCAAGACCUUUCCCCCAACCGUCAUCCAAGUUCUCUUCAAGUUCCUGGAAGCCCACAGUAUGAAAAUCUACGUUUCUCAGCGAGUUCUGCAAGGCGUUCUUAACUACCUCACAAUUGCACUUAUGAGUCCAACUUGCUAUAAGAUGCUAAAACCACACAUCCCGAGUCUAUUAGAAAAAACAAUCUUUCCGAUCAUGUGUUUCUCGGAGAAGGAUGAGAGAACGAUGAAAGAAGACCCCAUUGAGCUCAUCAAGCAGAAAUAUGAUGUUUUGGAGGGAUUGAUGUCUGCUGAGCUUGCGGCGACUACGUUUUUGGAAAAAGGCUGCAAGCUUCGGAAAGAUUUCUUGGACAAGGCCAUGUUUCUGGCGUCGAAAGUAUUGACGGAUCCUGGUGCAGCUUUCAAUACCAAGGAUGGCGCAUUGCAUAUGGUUGGUGCAGUUUCGAAAACUUUGAUGAAGAAAGAGCCGUACAAGAGCCAACUGGAAGCUCUGCUAGUUGCUAAUCUCAUCCCAGCUUUUGAUAGUCCUUGUGGACUGUUGAGAGCCAGAGCCAAUUGGGUUGUGCAAAGAUUCGCUUCCCUGCCUUUCAAAAGUGACAAUGGAGAAAAUCUCAAGCGAAUCGUGCUGUUGAUUCUGCGAUCCUUGCUGUCCGAUCCAGAACUACCAGUGAAAGUGGAAAGUGCAAUGGCAAUACAAGAAAUUCUCUCAAAUCACGAUGAAGGCAUGCGAUUAUUGGAACCGCAGAUUCAAGAAAUUGUAAUGGAAAUACUGAAAGUUAUGCGAGAAACGAAGAACGAUGAACUCACCAAUGUUUUACAGCAUAUAGUUCGAGUUUAUAGCAAGCAGCUGGGUCCAAUAGUCUCGCAGAUUAUCAACCACUUGGCGCAAACCUUCAUUGAACUAGUAGGAACAAAAUCUACGGAUGAUGAGUCAUUGGCGUAUGAUAAAAGCGACGAGAACGCUAUCGCGGCUAUGGGUAUUAUUACAACGAUGGACGACAUUGCUGAAGUGUUCGAGGAAGAACCAGAAAUCAUGGCUACGAUUGAGCCCAUUCUGUUGAACGUGAUUUCGCACAUUUUCUCGAACAGUAUUUUAGAUUUAUACGAAGAAGCGUUUACACUCGCGGGAACACUUACGACGGAACGAGUGAGUGAAGAUUGCUGGAAGCUUUUUGAGAUGAUAUAUCAAGUCUUCGAGCGAGAUGGGAGCGACUAUUUUGAGGAAAUGAUGACGGCAUUGUAUCAUUUCAUUACCGUCAACACUGACGGUUUCUUAGCGAACAACGACCGUGUUUUAGCAUUAUUCAACAUUUGUAAGAAGAUACUUACGUCGAACCAGGGCGAAGACAUGGAGUGUCAUGCUGCUAAGCUUCUAGAAAUAAUCUUGCUGAAUUGCAAAGGGCGCAUUGAUGCGUGUGUUCCCGUUUUUGUGGAACUUGCAUUGAGUCGGCUUAUGUGCCAGGAAAUCGUCACAUCGGAAUUGCGAACGAUGUGCAUUCAAGUGGUAAUUGCGGCGAUAUUAUACAAUCCUGUCUGGGUUCUCGGAGAUGUAUUGCUGAACGUGCGUCUCCCUCCGCCGUCGAAUGUUGUACCAGCUGGAUAUGCGCUGGAGAAAUUCAUCGCACAGUGGAUGCACGAUAUAGAUUGCUUUUUAGGCAUUCAUGACCGGAAAACGAGCAUUUUGGGGAUCUGUGCCAUGAUGUCCUUGGAUCCCCAGACCCGUCCAGCUUGUUUAUCAAAUUAUGCCGACGCCUUCCUUCCAUCUCUGGUCGUACUGUUCGAUGGCAUUAAACGAGCAUAUGAGGCGCGUGCCGCGGAAAGAUCUGAUGAAGAAGAUGAAUCAGGAGACUCAGACACUGAUUCCAAGGGAGAACUGGGCAGCGACGAAGAGGAAGAGCAUUUAGAUGCGACUGUGAAGCCCGUCUUGGCCAGGCGAAAGAUGAACAGUGAUACUUUGGAAACUGAUGAUGAUGACGACGAUGACGAUUCUGAUUACGCUCCCGACGAGGAUUUCGCCGAUCUGGAGAUGUACUCGACCGUCAUCGAUGACGAUGAAACCGGGCUCGAUGAAUUUGCCAUUUUCAAGGAAGUGAUGAGCAUGAUGCCUAUGAGAGAUCCUGGAUGGUACGAGUCACUGACAUCGAAGCUAGAAAAGAAACAGAUGGAAUCGAUCCAGGCAGUCGGGGUUCUUGCGGACCAACGAAAAGCGGCGGCUGAAAGCAAGAAGAUCGAGAAAAGUGGCGGAUACAAGUUCACCCAACAGACUGUUCCGUCCUCCUUCAAUUUUGGCGGACCGAACUGAAACUGAAAAAAAAGGCGAAGCAGAAACCUCUAAAGUUGCAAUGGGUUUUUUACAAAUAGAACUAAGCGAACUUUUUGGGGUCUUCGUUCUAUGUUUCUUGCAACUCUUCAGCCCGUCAAAAAUGACAAAUCGUUUAAUUCGCGCAAAGCCUUUUUUUUUACGACGAUGAAGCAGAUUUUUCAAGCUUCCAAUGGAUCUGCGUUCACGUCGAUAAAGUCACGAAGUAGCGUUUUAUUAUAGAAAAUUAGAUUAUCACUUCCGGAUUUCUGAAAGUAUAAAACGUUUCAAAUCAAUCCAAAUCCGUAAAAAAAAAUCCAGUUUGAAUUUUUAAGAUAUUAUGACUCGGGUUUUCUCUCAUCUCAUGAGGAAAGAGUUGAACUGCGCAUAAUCUUGAAAUUAUUCUAGGUCUUUCCGCUUUCCUCCUGUGGUCAAUUUGUGAUGAGAAAUUCCAGUGAACCAUCUUGUUAUUGCGUCAAUUGGUAAGCUUUUAGCGUGAAACCCUCGUGAUGUCAUGUCGGCGCUACUGGAAGACGUGGGUGGAAACAGAUUGCUUUUUAAUCGGCGGUUGAGAGUUGUAAAAUUGAUUUCGGGUGUUCUUGAGGAUGAGAAGAAAUUGGCGAAGACCCUGGAAGGGUUCUGCUAGAGUUGAUUGGUUGU
Notodromas monacha is the source of this 3768-nucleotide messenger RNA. NCBI's taxonomy places the organism in Eukaryota, Metazoa, Arthropoda, Ostracoda, Podocopida, Cyprididae. The record is from the annotation of a GenBank genome assembly.